AGGUUUGUUACGCAUUUUAUGAUGGCUUUUUUUCGCUUUCCCAAUUUGAAAUUUUUUCAAAGAUGGUAUCAUCCUCCCUUUCUUUUUAGGAAACAUGGUUUGGUUCCCUAGAGCGUUCCGUAGCACGAGCAUCAACUUGAAUUUUUAUUACAACUUCUAAGUAAUCUAGAUAAAUUCAGUUCUUCUAGUUGAAGUAUAAGAGUUGAGUUCGAGCUACUGCUUUUACAUUUUUUCUUUUUCAUUUCCACCAAACAAGAAUCGCCAAUGAUGUCGCAAAGAGGGAUGUCCAACCCUUUCGGAAACGACAACUUCUCGUCGUCUUUCGAUGCUUUCGAGCAAGAGUUGAUGCAACCGGAGCAAAAGCCACCAGCUGCAGGUACUUCCUUGUGAAAUCUCUGGGUUGAUGUGAUGUCUAACUUUUUUUGUUUUCAUCUCGAUAGGUUGGAUGGAAACUUUUUACAACUUGUUCCGGGAACGGUGUUGCUCUCUGUAUUUUGUUGUGAAAAAUAUCUCCCAAUAUAUUUAUAAGAUAGUUCUCCCAAUAUUAUCCUCCUUCAAAGUGAAUCUCCUCUCUUCCAGCAGUUUCCCCCACCGGUUUCGGCGCUCCUGGGGGUACUGCGUCUCCUGGUCCCAACGCCUUUCCGCCGUUCCCUCAGAAUCCACAGUUUCCUGCCAACAGCGCUUUUCCCACCAUGCCAGGAGGACCGCAGACGUUCUCUAGUGGGGUAAAUGGUCCACCAAUCAUCCCGAAUCCAGAGAUGCUAGCGAAUCAGACUCGAAUGGCAGAUAUGUUCGAGGCGCCAAAAGCGCAAUCACCAGAGAAACCAGCUUCUAGUGGAGGUCGUUCGUUCUUUGGUUUUGGCGGUGGUGGUUCGUCAUCGAAGCCAGCAGCUUCGAGUCCAGAUCCAGUGUUGCCAGCGAUAGGAGGACCGGCAGGUUUUCCUAUGGGAACAUCAAUGGGUGGUGGUAGUAGUUCCUCAAAUGCUGCUGGGGGUGUUCCGACAGGGACUAUGGGAAGUAGCGGAGGUGGCCCUCAAGCAGGAGGACCUGUAUUUCCCGGAAGUGGAGGAGGUGGUCCGAGUGGUCACGUGACCAGUACUAUGAACAACAACAUGGGUGGCCCAUCUAGUAGUCCUAACGCAGCGACUGGUGGUGGCGGGCCUGCUGGAUUUGGUGGUCCGAAUCAAGGUGGUCCAAAGCAAGGUCAACAGGCUCAACACGACGUUGGAAGUCGGCAGUACGGGAGUCAAUUUGAGAGCGGGAUUUCGGCGAAUCAACAGCGACAAAGGGGAGGGGCACAAGGGCCGUCAGAGUCGCCUUUUGGUCAGCAAAAUGUACAAGAAAUGAAAAACGUCGCAGCGGAAGGGAUGCAGGCGAUGGGCAUCAAUAAUCCUAUGGCGAAUAUAGCAGUAUCAGCAGGCAUGGAUGCUGUAGCUAAGCAGAGUACGAUGAUACAAAGGUACAACUAGCCUAUUGUAGUAGAUUUUGAUUUGGAUAUCAGAUAAUAUAGCUGGGUCUCUGGUACAAUGAAAUUGAAAUUGGGAUUGACAAUCCGUCCCUCUUCGAACUCAACUCGCCAACGUGAUUCUUUCAUGAUCCAAUGAACCUAAAACGAGAAAGAGAAAUACCCUACGACCACAACGAGCACAUGAACCAGGUAUCUGCCUUCCCUAGAUUAUCUGAGGUGUUACUUUGCCGUGAACCACUUGUAUGUGGCGAAGAAAUUAGGGAUUUUGCUCUUCCCGUUUAAAAAGGGCAAGAUUGAUACACAGGCAGAAGACGGGCAUUUAGGCCUAAGGCCACAGCACAACAAGCCAGACGGUGAUGGGCAGCAGAUCAUCGCAAUGAAAUCCAACGUGGAUGAACCGGAACUGUACCUAGAUUUCAAAAAAAAUGAACCGGAACUUUUUAGAUUUCAAAAAAAAUGA
This is a messenger RNA of Amoebophrya sp. A25, 1928 nucleotides long. The record is from the annotation of a GenBank genome assembly. Lineage: Eukaryota; Dinophyceae; Syndiniales; Amoebophryaceae.